UCAGCAGCUCGGUGGCUGGCUGCCUGACCCUUCAGCGGAUGGACACAGGGAAGGGAAGCCUUAGUCGGGUGCAUCCUCCUCCCCUCAGUUACUGGACUCAACUCCCUACAUCCACAGCCUCCUUUAAAGCUGACUAUAAUUCAAAGACUAGCAAAGGGAGGACCACUCUGAGUUGAUCUGACACACAGUGGGAGCUGGCAGCAGGAAGUGAACUCCACGACUAAAGUGGCAAGCUCAGGAAAAUGCAAAAUUAGUGCCUUCCGUGGAAGAAGGGGAAAAGAAGUCAACUUCAAGCAGAUUGACCCGCAUCGUGAUCUCAUUUGGGAAGCUUAAGUGUCCAGUAAACAGCUAAUUUGGAAAAUACUCAAGUUCCAGUGGCUUAUCAUCCUGUUACUUUCUGCAAACCUGGCAAUCCCAUGUGGACUUCGGGUAGAAUGAGCAAUGCAAAGAGCUGGCUGGGACUUGGCAUGUCCUUGUGCUUCUGGGGACUGAUGGGCCUGACGACCACCGUGCUCUCGGGGACACCAACACCGCCCGGUGAAUUAGAAGUGCUGCCGUCAGACAGACCACAGUCACACUCACGGACAAAGAGGAGCUGGGUUUGGAACCAGUUUUUUGUUCUGGAAGAAUAUACGGGAACUGACCCUUUGUAUGUCGGCAAGCUUCAUUCAGACAUGGAUAGAGGGGACGGAUCCAUCAAAUACAUCCUCUCAGGAGAAGGCGCAGGCGUCGUGUUUACCAUUGACGACACCACAGGAGACAUCCACGCCAUUCAGAGGCUCGAUCGAGAGGAAAGGGCGCAGUACACUCUGAGGGCACAAGCCCUGGACAGGCGGACAGGCAGGCCGAUGGAGCCGGAGUCGGAAUUCAUCAUCAAGAUCCAAGACAUCAACGACAAUGAGCCCAGGUUCCUGGAUGGCCCUUACGUCGCCACAGUGCCAGAAAUGUCGCCAGUGGGGACCUCUGUUAUCCAGGUGACAGCCACAGAUGCCGACGAUCCAACCUACGGCAGCAGUGCCCGGGUUGUAUACAGCAUUCUCCAGGGCCAGCCAUAUUUCUCUGUGGAUUCCAAAACAGGUGUUAUUAGGACGGCACUCAUGAACAUGGACCGAGAAGCCAAAGAGUACUAUGAAGUGAUUAUCCAAGCCAAGGACAUGGGAGGGCAGCUUGGAGGAUUAGCUGGGACCACAACGGUCAACAUCACCCUCUCGGACGUCAACGAUAACCCACCCCGCUUUCCCCAGAUAGGAAUUAACACUUUGGAAAAUGGUUCAUUAGGAAGAAUGAAAAGAUUGGAAAGCAAGGGACUUCCUUCCUACCACUCUGAAGAACACUACCAGAUGAGCGUGCUGGAAUCGGCCCCGGUGAGCUCCACCGUGGGCAGGGUGUUUGCCAAGGACUUGGACGAGGGAACCAACGCAGAGAUGAAGUACACCAUCGUGGACGGGGAUGGUGCAGAUGCCUUUGACAUCAACACAGAUCCCAAUUUCCAAGUCGGCAUCAUAACUGUGAAGAAGCCUUUGAGUUUUGAAAGCAAGAAAAGCUACACCUUAAAAGUGGAAGGAGCCAAUCCACACCUAGAGGCGCGUUUUCUGAACCUGGGCCCGUUUCAGGACACAACAACAGUGCACAUCAGUGUGGAGGAUGUGGAUGAGCCCCCUGUAUUUGAACCUGGCUUUUAUUUUGUGGAGGUUCCUGAGGAUGUGGCAAUUGGAACGACCAUACAGAUCAUUUCUGCCAAGGAUCCAGAUGUGACCAACAACUCAAUCAGAUACUCCAUUGACAGAAGCAGUGACCCUGGAAGAUUCUUCUAUGUUGACAUUACAACAGGUGCCCUGAUGACUGCAAGACCUCUUGACCGGGAAGAGUUUUCUUGGCAUAAUAUCACUGUCCUUGCUAUGGAAAUGAACAACCCUUCCCAGGUUGGAAGUGUUUCUGUCACAAUCAAAGUCUUAGAUGUGAAUGACAAUGCUCCAGAAUUCCCCAGAUUCUAUGAAGCUUUUGUCUGUGAGAAUGCCAAAGCAGGGCAGCUGAUCCAGACAGUGAGUGCAGUGGACCAAGAUGACCCGCGCAGCGGUCAGCACUUCUACUACAGCCUGGCUCCCGAGGCUGCCAGCAACCCCAACUUCACCGUAAGGGACAACCAAGAUAACACUGCCCGGAUUCUAACCAGGAAGGCUGGCUUCCGGCAGCAGGAGCAGAGCGUCUUUUACCUGCCCAUCCUGAUAUCGGACAACGGUCAGCCAGUGCUGAGCAGCACGGGCACACUGACCAUCCAGGUGUGCAGCUGUGACGACGGCGGCCACGUCCUGUCCUGCAGCCCUGAGGCCUACCUGCUCCCGGUCAGCCUGAGCCGGGGCGCCCUCAUCGCCAUCCUGGCCUGCGUCUUUGUCCUUUUAGUGCUCGUGCUGCUCAUUCUGUCCAUGAGGCGGCACCGGAAACAGCCGUACAUCAUCGACGACGAGGAGAACAUUCACGAGAACAUCGUCCGCUACGACGACGAGGGCGGCGGCGAGGAGGACACCGAGGCCUUUGACAUCGCGGCCAUGUGGAACCCCCGCGAGGCGCAGGCGGGAGGCGCCCCGAAGACGCGGCAGGACAUGCUGCCCGAGAUUGAAAGCCUCUCCCGCUACGUGCCUCAAACGUGCGCCGUCAGCAGUACCGUCCACAGCUACGUGCUAGCCAAGCUGUAUGAGGCCGACAUGGACCUGUGGGCGCCGCCCUUCGACUCCCUGCAGACGUACAUGUUUGAGGGAGACGGCUCGGUGGCCGGAUCGCUGAGCUCCCUGCAGUCGGCCACGUCAGACUCAGAGCAGAGCUUCGACUUCCUGACGGACUGGGGGCCCCGCUUCCGGAAGCUGGCCGAGCUCUACGGGGCAUCGGAGGGGCCUGCGCCCCUGUGGUGACGGAAGCCGGGUGGCAGGCGUGCGUCCAAACACAGACGUCCUGGGCGCAGGCUUCGCGGACGAGGCGCAGCCAAUCACGUGAGCAAUACCGCGCUGGAGAGCGAGGAGGGGCAGGGCGGAUGCAGAGAGCUCCCACUGGAUCAGCUUUACUUGGUUAGACUAUGGUAGGUAAGAAAAAAGAAAACACAGGAAGAGCGGGCAGAAACUCCAAUUACCUCUUUUUCUUUUUAAUGUUUGUGACACCGUAUUCAAUGGCUUGGGAUCCAAGGUUAAUUUAUGGCAAGUUUGGCCUUUUUCUUUGCCAUUCACCAAGUCCUUGGUCACUUUACCAUCGCAAAGAGGCGUGGUCUUAAGUACGGGCGUGGCGAUUGACAGUUCGACUCACAUCUUUAAUGUUUGUUUAAUCUUGCUUUAUUUUACAUUUAGUAAGAGUUUUCCUGGCCCAUCAAGUCACACAAACCAACCCACACACACAAAAAAAACUAUGAAAAUGUGUUAACUCGGGGAGAUUAACCUACUUGUUCUGGGCUGGAUGGCGUUUGUUUUAACCCUUUUGAGACGAGGUUAAGGCGAACAGGCCUUGCAUGGGGGAUGGGUGGGGAAUGGGAGAAAGAAGAGGCAUUGACUGUGCCCAAGUUUAAUGGCCGAACCAAGAGUUGGCGUUACAACGAAUCCAGCUCCGUCAAGUUAGAGUGCGCCACACCUCUCAGCUCUUACUGUGCCCCUGGAAAACUGUUCAGAACGAAACCAGAAAAUCCGCCUCUUCUGCACUGUAGAUGUCUCUUCCAUGUGCCAAAUGUGAAGAUUAGAUGCUACAAAUGAAAGCCAAAUAAAAAGAAGUAUCUGAUAAAAGCAUGGGUUAGAGGGCUUUCCUAAUCUGUGUGAGGUCAAUCCAAGGGAUGUUUACACACUGUAGAUAACCUACUUGAACAAAAAUCAGUAUUAUAGAGAAUAAAUGGAUGUAAGAAAAUUACAUGUAUAAGUUUUGUAUAUUUGUUAAUAAUUUUGGUAAUAAAUAUGUACUGCAUCUCAGUACCUUAGCACUUCUUUUAAUAAAAGUUAAAUAGAAGGGAAAGUCUAUUGCAAAUUUGUUCAAUUGCCAAGCAGGUAAAAGAUGGCUUUGUGGUCCUGACUUAGCCUCAGGUUCUUGGGGUCGGGUUGAUUGCCAACACAAAGGCACAGCAAAGCAGUAUGAGGCUGUACGUUCUGUGUCAUUCACUGAACAGGUGAACGUCACCGUUCAAACUGUUAAGCCUUUCCUGAACACUCUUCAUUCCCCCACCCCUGAAAAGAGCAAAGGAUGGUUUGGUAAAAACACAACAGUGAAUUUCACCCAAGUUUUUCAUUUUGUAAGAGUGUUUAACACACAGCCACCACGGAGGAGGGCACUGUGCUUUCACGUCUGUUCUACUGGCAAAUCAAGUAUGUACAAUUAUGUACCAAAUAUGUACAGAUCAAGGCCGAAUGAGCUCAGAAGGCUGGGACUGUUAUUUUACUCACCUUCCCUUUCCCCACAGUAUCUAACAUAGUCAUUUGCAUACAGUAGGUGCUUAAGUGCGUGAUGGAUACAUGAAGGAGAUCCCUUUCUUUGGCAUCCUGUUACUAAAGGAUGUUUUACACAAUUGUCCUCACACUUGAGGACGAAUUGUGAACAAAAUAGUUUUCUGCAUGACAUGUUAUAGCAGUGGCUUUCCAGUAUAAUGUGUAGACUCACCUGGAACACCUGUUGAAACAAUAGCUUGUUGGACCUACCCACUCCCCCAGAGUUUCUAAUUCAAUUGAUCUGAAGCAAUUUGCAUUUCCAACAAAUUUCUGAGUGGGUGAGACUGAUGGUGCUAGUCCAGGGAGGGCACUCUGAGAACUUGCCUGACCCCAACCCCCCAUCCAUAGAGUGGUGGUGUGAAUCUCUUUUCCAGUAUUAAAGGACAGUUUGGCAGAAACAUGUUGAGAAGGCAGCGAGGGGUGGGGGCUAGAAGGAUGUGCUUUAUGCUUUCUUAUGUGUUAGACCAAGAGCUAGGCAAACUCUUCAGCCUCAGCCUACUAAACCCUUUCCUCCCAAGAAAGUUAGCUCUCACACAUAUUCUAUGAGGGGCAGGUGUGAUGUAAAAAUAAAUAAACUUAGCAAAGAAAAAAGAAUGAACUUUUAGUCCAAACUAGGCUCUCUAACACACCAGUUAUUUGAAUGUGGGCAGGUUAACCCCUACAGCAUUCUUCCUGGCCAUCGCUAGCCCUGAGGAUUAUUUUGUGACUAUUUCACCUUGUGUGGCAUGUGUUUAAAACUGGGAACCGCUGUUAUCCUAACCACAGGAGGUUACCAUGCCCCACAUCCUGCAAAUGUGGUACCCAUGGUACUAGGCAUGAAGUGACUAAACAGAAACUCCUGGAGCUCCUUGUCUCUGGAAGGAUGUUUAAUGGUGUGAUACAGGAAGUGCGAGAGAAGCACAGCAGGAGAUCCAUUUCCACUCACACACCAAAUGAAAGGGACUCUUCCCUCCAAAGAGUUUUAAUAUUCCUUUUUUCACUGACACUGUUUACCACAAAAUGUGGUCCCUCUGAAAACAUUAUCACCACCAGACAGAAUACAGAAGUAUGAUCAGAGAAGAUGAGAAUGCUGUAAAAUCAUUCAGCCAUUUCUUUGUUAGCAGUUAAGGCAGCUAGCCUGUAAUUUACAUGUUGGAGAGAAACAGAAGCACCUGUAGCAAUCAAAUUGAUAAGACUGUCUGAAACUGUAUUCUGGAAGAAGAACAUGAGCAAAGAUAAUAAUUAGCAAUGAAUUUUCUGAAUCAAAAAAGUAGACUAUCCCAGCCUCGCAGAGAGCAAAGACAAAGGUGGAGUGUUUCACAGAAGAAAGAAUCUAUAGAUCCUGAAAACAAAAUUCAGACCAGCGAAAAUCAGUGCUGGCACAUUGAUUAUGGGUUAUUACCAGUUCACUAGUGAUUGGAACUAGACCUUGAUGUCAGAACUCACAGUAUAUUCUUUUUAGUGGUGGGACUACAUGAACAUUUGUAAGUAUACCUUAAAGUAAUUCUUUUUGCAGAUGAAUUCAUUCUCAAAUCCAUUUGUCAUCUCAAUUAUAGAGUCAAAGAACUUUCAAGGUAUUUUUAUGUUAAGUAUCUUGAUUUAGGAGGCUUCUGCUAUAUUCUAAGGGUCACGAUUCUGAUAGACUGGACAAAACUAGAUCAAGGAAUCCUCUUUUCAAAAUGAUCUACUGAUGUGGACAUAUCUAUUUCUUGUGAUUCAUGUUGUGCAAAACACAAAAGUACUAAUUUAUAGUAUGUGUGGUAAACUACAACAUUAACCCAAAACACAGUUUUCUUAAAUCCUUCUCCCAGGGACAGGAAGCUAACCUCCACAUGUCUGGCCACAUUCUUAGUUUUGUAAGGAUUGUUCAUGGCUGAUGAGGGGGUUUCUUCCACUCCAAUGCUUUAGCUUCUGUGGUUUCUGUGUACCUGUGAUGACAUGGGCUACUUCCCAUACCAGAAAGCUUUACACCACUUCUCUGAAAGCCAGUAAAACUACCUAUGAAUCUUUACUAAUUUUUCAGGAGGGCUGAAUCCUAGUUUUCCUUUUAUUAUUUCCAAUUCUUCCCCUUCCUUCUCACCUGUUUGGUUAUCAUUGCUGAAUGAAUAGACACUCCAGACUUAGUGAUAUAAAAGGACAACGACUUUGCUCAGAGACUCUCGGGGUUAGAUUCCAGAAAGGAAAUAUCAAUGACACCUCCUAUGUGUCAGAACCUUAGUUGGGGUAAUUUAUCAAAGGUUUGCUCACCUAUAUAUCUAGAAGUUGGUGCUGGCUAUUAAAUAAGACCUCAGAUGGAGCUGUCAGCAAGGCCUCCACACGGCUGCUUGGGCCCCCUCCCUUCAUGGGAGCUGGGUUCAAAGCGUAAACAUAGUAAGAAAACCAGGCAGGAGCUGAAUCACCUUUUAUGACUUCAGAAGUCACACAGCAUUACUUCCACUGUUGUCACAAGCCUCCCAUAGUGAAGAUGAGGAAACUUAGACUUCCCCUCUUAAUGGGAAGAGUGUCAGAGCUACAUUGUAAGAAGAAAUAAUGUGACCACUGCUGAAAAAUUGGCCACAUCAGCUUUCCUUUUCUUCUGUGCUGCCUCCUCCCAAUAUUCCAGGAUUCCCUUUGGGUUCCAUUCACCAUUUCCUUUCUCUCUUCCAUUCCUCCUCUUCUCUGUAGAAUACAUUCUUGUUCUUUAGUUAUAUUAUUCUUUUCUGAAAUUCAGUGUAUCCCUACCAUAUAGUACUUUCAGAAGUAAAUGAGUAUUACAUGAGAACACCUAAUAUCUAACACAUACCAGGCAUAUAUUUUUAUUGAGCACAACAUACAAGAAACCAAACCUAUUUAAAGAAUACAAUUUAAUAAGUUUCAACAUAUGUGUAUACCCAUGAAGCCUACACCACAAUCAAGAUAGUGAAUAUGUCACCCCCAAGUUUUCUUGUACCCCUUUGUAAUACCUCCUUUCCAUCCUUGCCUGCCCCCCGCCACCAACUCUAAGCAACCACUGAUGCACUUUCUAUAGAUUCGUUUGCAUUUUCUAGAGUUUUAUAUAAAUGGAAUCAUGCAGUAUGUACCUUUUUUGUGGGGGGUAGGGGAUAUCUGGCUUCCUUCUUUCAGCGUUAUUUUGAGAUUCACCCAUGUCAUUGUGUGUAUCAACAGUUCAUUGCUUUGUUGCCAAGUUGUAUUCUAUUGCACAGACAUAUCACACGUCACACCUCAUUUAUUCAUUUACCUAUUGGUCUUCUCCGGCUGCUGUGACAAAACACCAUGGACUGGGUAGCUUAACCAACAGAAACGUACCUUCUCACAGUUCUGGAGGUUGAAGUACAAGAUCGGGGUGCCGGCAUGGAUGGUCCUGAUGAGGCCUCUCCUCCCGGUUCACAGAGUGCUGCCGCCUCGUUGUGUCCUCACGUAGAGGGGAGAGCAAGUGAGCUCUCUGGUGUCUCUUCCUAUCAGGAUACUAAUCCUGUCAGAUUAGCGCCCCGCUCUAAUGACCUCAACUUAACCUUUAUUACCUCCUCACUCCAAACAUAGCCACAUUAAGGGUUCGGGCUUCAACAUAUGGAU
Messenger RNA from Manis javanica (Malayan pangolin), 7979 nucleotides. NCBI's taxonomy places the organism in Eukaryota, Metazoa, Chordata, Mammalia, Pholidota, Manidae. The record is from RefSeq and is a predicted model, not a curated record.